AUGGCAAGCCCUUCACUCAGAUUAGGGGGCAAGGUGGCCCUGAUUACUGGCGGAGCCCGUGGUAUUGGAGAAUCCAUUGCUAGGGUAUUCGCCAAGAAUGGAGCCAAGGUGGUAAUUGCGGAUAUUUUGGACAAACCUGGCCGCGCAGUGUGCCAAGACUUGGGUCCGAAAGUGGCCAACUUCGUCCAAUGUGAUGUGACAGAUGAGUCCCAUGUAGAAAAUACGGUGAACAGUGCUGUCACCAGGGACGGCAAGCUCGACAUAAUGGUGAAUAACGCUGCUGUGGGGGAUGAGAAAAAACCCAGCAUUUUGGACAAUCAAAAGUCAGAAUUUGAAAGGGUCGUCGGCAUCAACCUCACCGGUGUCUUCCUCGAUACCAAGCACGCAACCAGGCGACAACAUCAUCACAGUGGGAAGUGUCUCCUCGGCUUGGGCAGCAUGGCAUCACAUGCCCAUACAAGCACGAAGCACGCCGUGGUGGGGCUGACUAGGAAUGUUGCGGCAAAGUUGGGCCGCUUUGACAUUCGAGUCAACUGCCUCUCGCUCUUCAUUGCAACGCCACUACUGACGAUGAACUUUUUG
Thlaspi arvense is the source of this 582-nucleotide messenger RNA. Lineage: Eukaryota; Viridiplantae; Streptophyta; Magnoliopsida; Brassicales; Brassicaceae. The record is from the annotation of a GenBank genome assembly.